This is a messenger RNA of Choloepus didactylus (southern two-toed sloth), 4182 nucleotides long. RefSeq names its product RNA binding motif protein 18 (gene RBM18). Gene Ontology annotation, molecular function: RNA binding. The transcript is spliced from 6 exons. The coding region runs from base 123 to 695 and encodes 190 amino acids. The record is from RefSeq and is a predicted model, not a curated record. NCBI's taxonomy places the organism in Eukaryota, Metazoa, Chordata, Mammalia, Pilosa, Megalonychidae.
CUAGCUGCGGCGGUGUUGAGGUGGACGCAUUUGGAGGGCGGUGGGGCCGCGACGUCGGGACCUGCGUUUUGGGCCUGAGCCGAGGGAACGAUACCGAGGCCACCAGUAUUUCAUAGAGAUUGAUGGAAACAGAAACUAAAACUCUUCCCCUGGAGAAUGCAUCCAUCCUUUCAGAGGGCUCCCUACAGGAAGGGCACCGGUUAUGGAUUGGCAACCUGGACCCCAAAAUCACAGAAUACCACCUCCUCAAGCUCCUCCAGAAGUUUGGCAAAGUAAAGCAGUUUGACUUCCUCUUCCACAAGUCAGGUGCUUUGGAGGGACAACCUCGAGGAUACUGUUUUGUUAACUUCGAAACUAAACAGGAAGCAGAACAAGCUAUCCAGUGUCUCAAUGGCAAGCUGGCUCUGUCUAAGAAGUUGGUGGUGCGAUGGGCACAUGCUCAAGUAAAGAGAUAUGAUCAUAACAAGAAUGAUAAGAUCCUUCCGAUCAGUCUUGAGCCAUCCUCAAGCACUGAGCCCACUCAGUCUAACCUAAGUGUCACUGCAAAGAUAAAGGCCAUUGAAGCAAAGUUGAAAAUGAUGGCAGAAAAUCCUGAUGCAGAGUAUCCAGCAGCACCUGUUUAUUCCUACUUUAAGCCACCAGAUAAAAAAAGGACUACUCCUUAUUCUAGAACAGCUUGGAAAUCUCGAAGAUGAUGGUUGUGAAUUGCUGUAGCAGCAAAAGCAAAUUGGUCUCCACAUCUGAAAUCCUCUGCCUUUGUACUUUGUAAAUGUGAAUGGUACUAUCCAACAGAGCACAAUCAUAUGUUUGAGUUUGGUAACAUAACAUUUUUGGAUUUUCUUAUGGAUAUUUCUUCCCUGAAAUAUGUGUGGAAUUGAGCAUCACCCAGAAUAAAUAGGAUUAUAUCCAAAAUUGUGAUUUGAACACUGGGAUGCUCUGGUUGGCUGGGUUUGUUUGGAUUUGUAACUCCAGAAACAUUAUAUAGUGUGCCAGAGUGAAAGACAAGCAUAAAAAAUGUACUUUUAAUCAGGAAACUAAAUUUAUUAAUGUCCUUCUUAAAAACGGGGGUGGGGGGACAUUUUUCUGUGCUCAAGUGUCUUUAAAACUUAAAAGAAAAGUAAAAGGGAGGAAAGUGAGAGAGAGAUUUUAAAUCAUGUUCAGAACUGUUCCAGAAUUUGCUGUGGAAACCCCUCCAAUUGGACUAAAAAGAGAAGGUUCUUGGCAAAGGGGAGCUGGUCCUUUGAGCAAAUGUUGUGGUAAUCUGUUGAAGAAUUAUGCUUAUUGUUUCAAAAUCCCAAGUAGGAAAACCUGUUGUGUAUUGUUUGCAUCGACAAAACUGUAGAAUCAAAUUUAGCAUUUUGUACCACAACAGAAGUUCUGUUUGGAAAUCCAACUUUUAUUCUAUAAUGAUAAUUUUUGAAAAAACUAAAUAAUCUUACCGUCUAUAAUACCAAAUGUUGUUAUUAAUGUGGGACUUUUAAAAUUGCAUUUAUUGCAUGAGAUUGUUUUUAUAGCAUGAGAAUGUUCUAUUUGGAAUUGUAUCAUGGUCAACCUAAAUAGAAAAGCAAAAUUUCUUUAAAACCUAGAAGUUGCUAUAUAGAUAGCUGUCAAACAUAUUAUUUCUGAAAAUUUUAUAGGGGUCUGAGUAGAAGAGGUUGAAUUGUCUUGUGAGGGUUGAGGGGUGAGGGGGUGGCACACAGUGGGACACAGUGAGUCGAUGGAGCAGGCACUGUUCAGGCACCAGGAUUUGUAGUGAGUCAUGUUUUAUGGAGUUUUAAAGGCUUUACAGACUGCAUGACUUUAAAAUGAUUCUUUAUUCAUAGAACAUACUUCUCCCUAGAUACCUUCUGCCACUUUGAACAUUCUAGAUAUGACAAUAUAGAGAGAUAAUAAAUUAACAGAUUUUGGAAUGUGGUUCUGUCAAGCUCAGUUUUGGUCAUUUUGGUGCCAAGUUUGACAGAGUGUUUCAUUGGGCAGCACCAUUGCUCCUUUACCAGGUAAAUCACUUUUUGACUCCAGGUGCCAUUCUUGGUGAUUACAGACUGUGUACCACUACCGUUCCUGGCAAGAGGAAGCUUUCAUUAUAGGGACUUAAGUCUUCCUAUGAGCAUAGAUGAAUUUAACACAUUUGAACCAAAACUUCAGUAUAGUGAAGUUUCAGAAUUCACAUGACUGGUUCAGAGAAAUUCUUAUCACCUUUCCCAAGGUAAAUCUUUUUAGAUAUCUUUAGAUAUCAGAUACUUUCUGGAUUUAUUAGCUGUGUCUAUGAUGCAAGUAACUCUCCUUACAUUUGGGGAAUAGUUCAGGGAGAUGGGAGCAUUAACUCCCAUUUUUCUGGUGAUUUCUCGGAGUAUAGAAUUCACCAUUUUAUCCUUAAGUCCUCAGAGAGUUAUGUUGGUGUAGGACUUAAUCAAAAUAGUCUUCUAUUUUUAAUAGGAAUUUAGAAAAUACUAAACUUUGAAUUAUAUAAAGUUGUUUCCUUUAGAAACCAGAUCUAUUUAUUUGUAUUUAAAGCAAUGUUUAUUAUUUGUACCAGUUCUUACUCUGUGUGAAUAAAUGCAAGACAGUGCCUGUGUGGUGGUGUCUUCCCUCUCUCAUCCGUUUGCUAGAAUAAAGACUGCAGCUCUCUGGUAGGGUUGUUUCCACUCAGGACUUGGGCUGGUGGAGUGUUGCUUCUAGGUUCGCCACUCUGCAGAGGCCUCUGGCUGGAGAGUCAACUUCAGAGGCAGUCCUAAUUCCCUCCACCCUCCAUGCUUGCGUACUUCUAUGGUUAGAGAUUAGAAGAGAGACUAGCUCUUCUCAUUGCAAGUUUAACUAUUCAAAAAGAAGUUGCUAAUUGAAGUCCGAACGUACCAUACCAUAUUGCGUCUCUCUUUCAAGGUAGAGGUUUCAGAAGAAUAAACUAAAUUUAUGUCUAAAUAUUUGCUGAAAACAGUCUGAUGAAAGGUUUGUAAAAUGUAAGUAUUAAUUUGGUCAACUCGUUGUUUUGAGGUCCACCUGUAUUAUGUGUAUUGGUUUACGGUUUUGUUAAAAUUAUGUCUCAAUUUUGAUUUAUACAAGGGUGAAGAAUUAAAGGAAUUAUUCAGGAGAGAGGUAUGAAAUAUCUCCUUAGUCUCAGUUCCUGUUUUAUUGAAUGCAAAAUAUAACCCUGACCAACUGAUUUUCUGUAGCUGGCAUCUCAGUAUUGGGAACAAGGAUCACACAAAGAAAGGUUUUUAACUCGUCAAAAAUCAACUGCGAAAGUUUUAUGAAACCAAAUAUUCCUGAGCUCAAUCCCUUGUUUUUUAAAGUAUAUACAGGUAAUUUCUGAAUUAGCAAAUAUAUCUGUGAUUUUUUAUACUGCUGUAAAAGAAUAAGAUUAAUUCUUGCCUUAUAAGUUAAAUGUUAGACAUUUCCUGUGUUUAAAUCAUGUUCUUACAAUGUGAUUUGAUCCCAUCAUACUCAUCCUUGAUUUUUCUCUUUCCUGCCUAAUCCUAUCCAGUUGUUCAACAAAUCCUGUCUGCUCCAGCUUCAAAAUACAUCUUGAAUCCAGUCACUUCUCACCAACACUACCAUUUUUGUUCAAGCCACUUUGAUCUCUUGCUUGGACUAUUGCAGUCCCCUACUAAUUAUCUCCUUGCCUUCACUAUUGCCUCGUAGUCAUUUUCCACAUGGAAGCCAAAGCUAUCCUCUUAAAAUCUGAGCAUAUCAUUUGCUUCCCAGUGGUUUUCCACUAAGAAUAAAAUCCAGAGACCUUCAAGGCCCUAAAUGACCCGGCCCCCAACUGCCUCUAACUUCAUAGCCCACUGUUCUUUUUGCUCACUCUACUCCAGCCACACUGGCCUCCUUGCUACUCUUUGAAUUCAAGGAAACCCCUGUCACAAGGCCUUUGCAUUGGCUAUUCCCUCUGCCUGGAAUGUUUUCUCCCCAGGUAGCCACAGAGCCCACUCCCUCAUUUGAUUUGUGUCUCUGCUCAGAUGUCAGUGAUCAAUAGGCUGUCCUGACCUCCCUUUCUAAAAUUGCAGCCCUGUGACUCUCUAAUCCUUUACCCUUCUUUAUUUUCUGUGUAGCACUUACCACUACCCUAAAUUUAUUUCUGUGUCUUCUCAUCUGAAUGUAAGUUCCAUGUGAGUAAGAACUUCUAUUCAAUGCUACCUCCCCAACAUGUUAUACCUGCUCAAUAAAUAUUUGUUGAAUGACAAA